UAUCGUUGAUAGCCGUUUCCUUCAUGGGCUUUGGGCAACUACAGAUGGGAAAUUGCUCAUGAGUGUUGUACUAUGAAGUUAUUGCACGACUUUGAAGGUCCUCCGGCGCAUUUGUUUACAAGGCCGUGAAACUUGGGAAGAAAUCGUAGAUAGUUUUUGCUACACUAGUUUUCAGUAUAUCUGUAUAUUAGUUGUUGACAGCCCACCUUUAGCACCAGACAAGCUUAUUCCCAUACUCAACCAUGACGGAGCCGACUGUUCCGGAGGAAUUCGAGGAAAUGGAUGAGGUAGACGAAGUGGCAAAAGCGUACAUUUUGAGCCAACGUGCCUGCGAGGCGGACCGGCUGAGGUCUGCGGGGGUGAAGCCAUUGGAAUUGCCGGUAAAGAACUACGGCAUCGUGAGGCACGACGACCAUCAACCACCAAUGAUCAUAAACCGUAUAGAGAUCGACACCGGUUUUGAUUUGAACAGGAUUAGGCAGAUCCUGGUAUCCGAACCGGUAAAGUAUUCUCAUCGCUCCGGAUUUCAUUAUGUCAAUUUACUUCUUAUCACGGAGAAUCCAAUGAUACCAAUUCUCUUACCUUAUCUUUACACCGAGGCGGUCAAGGCGACUGAUGCAAAACAAAUCAAAAACGAUCUUCGUGAGUGGGUUUUCAUAAACUCAAAGGGACUGCGGGCGAGGCACUCCGUACAAGAAUAUCAUUGCAUAUAAGCCGAAUAAUCUAAUAAUCGGUAGCAAGGGUGCCGCCUGUCUGCGGCAUGUUUGGCCAGUUACAAGCCC
Messenger RNA from Fimicolochytrium jonesii, 782 nucleotides. RefSeq lists its product as uncharacterized. The record is from RefSeq and is a predicted model, not a curated record. NCBI's taxonomy places the organism in Eukaryota, Fungi, Chytridiomycota, Chytridiomycetes, Spizellomycetales, Powellomycetaceae. Bases 243 to 713 code for a protein of 156 amino acids. The transcript has 5 exons.